AUAAAUCACAGCGUCCAUAUCAACAGAAAACAAAACAAAGUAAAGUAGAAUAUUAGGAAUUAAAACUCGUAAAAAGUGCAAUAUUUAUGACUAUUUUUGACCAGUAGAAAAAUGAAAUCCCUGGGCUCAGGCCAGGCCCUCAUUGAUGUAAAGACAAUGAAAUAGGCUCUACCUAGGAAAAAGAACAUCUCAAUAGAUGGACCCCAGAGGUUACUCACAACCCCCAGGGGAUAAACUAUUACAGAACCAGGCCCAGUUACUACACAGACUACGCACAACAAACUCUGAGCUUGGUGGAUACAAAGAGGGACCACAUCUAAACCACAGGAGAGCUUCUCCCAUUCAUCCUGCAGGUGAAAAUAGUUUAAAAAAUGAAAAUGCCCUGAAAGAUCUCCUAGCAAAAAGAAAGAAGGAUUUAAAAGAUGAACUUGCAAUUUUCCGCACAGACCGUAGAAAUCUAGAAGAUGAAAGAGAAAAACUGCAUGAGCAGACAGAGAAGAUGCAACGGUCCAAAGAUAAAUGGAGAAUUCCUAAUUACAAUGUCUUGGAUCCAAUUGUGCCCUCUAGUGGGGAGUAUAAGCUCCUUGAUGAGCCAAGUACAAUGCACCCAAACGAAUUGGAGGCAUACGCUAUCAGGACCGAAGCAAAGAUUCCCAAGCUACAAGCGGAUAUAGAUAGAAGACGCCAUGAAGUUCACAUGAUGCGAACCAAUCCUCAGCAUCUGGAGGGCUGGUCUUAUGAGCCCCACCAAUCCCAGACGUACCACAUGGUGCGUGAAAUCUUGGUUGAGGUGGCUGAUGGGAUAUUGCUCUUUGAACCCGGAAAGUGGAAGGAAGAUAGAUUGAAAGUCGAACGUGUUUUAGAGCAACAAGAAAGGACAGUUAACGAACACAAACUACACCUGUUAAAAGAGAGAAUUUCCCAUCUGCUUGUUGAAGAGAUCAUUUUAGAGGUGUCUGCAAAGUUAUGUCGAGAAAUUGUUGAGGAACACCAGAGUACAGAGAACUACAUCCGUGCCAUGACGCAGCUUUUAGUAAUCAAUUCGGCCGAGGCUGUAGCAACCAAGAAGAAAGAAGGUCGGGAUGAAGCUGACCCUGCCUACUCCUUAGUUACAGGAACUUACCAUCAAAUGAUGAACGAAAGACAGAAGAAAAGAGAAAAAAUCUGGCUGCAUACUCAAAAGCUCCAUUUCGUUGGUGAAGAAGAGGAUAACUCAGAUAUUUCAAACUCUGGUUAUGACAAUGAUGAAGACAUCCAGGUACUGCAUUUCCAAGAUACUGAUGUUCUGAAUGAAAGAAGGAGCGACCUAAUACCUGCAGCUUUGAAGAUUUACUUUAUAAAAGAACGUGAUUAUUGGAAGAAUAUGUCAGUGAAGAUGAGCGAGUUGAAAGUUAUCCGUCGAACUAAAGGCGUAGAGCUGACAUCGCUGUCGCCUGACCACCGACUUCUAGCAAUUGGGUACUCUCACGGAGAUAUUUUAGUAUAUGAUUUAUGGGCGAGCCCGGUACAACUGACAAGGCUGAUAUCAAACGAGAGUAUUUAUAACGAUCCCAUAAUAAGUUUCAAAUGGAGUUGGGAUGGCAUGAGAUUGAUUUCAGUUAAUGAAUCCGGAUCACUUCACAUGUGGUCAAUGGUAUCUGGAGGCUUUACUAAGAAAGAUACCAAAGAUUUUGAAGUUGUAGCUGGACGUGGCAAUACACAUCCUCAACAACUGACCCUUUAUGCUGCACUCGCCCCUAAAGAUUACAAGUUCAAACAAGGUCCACUGGCUGAGAGUGGUACUGAGACAGCCACCCUUGGACCAAGUCUUUCUUGUUUUUAUCCAAGUCAAACUUUACUGGGAACUCAAAAUGAGUUUGUUGUUGGAUUUGAUAAUGGGGACCUUCUGAAAUGCAACAUUGAACCUUUGAUUGCAGGAUCUGGCUCAGAUGAAUUAACCCCAGAGGUCAAAACCUUUCCCAAGGUUAACCUGCCAAAUCAGCCCAAUUACAUUGGACAGGAUAUUCCGGCUGACCUAUUCCGUUGUCAUGAGCACCCAUUGGUCCUUGUAGGAUGCAUUGGUAACCGUGGUAAUGUUUUAUCAGUAGAUGCCAAUGGCUACAUAAAUGUCUGGGAGUACAACAAGAAACAUGUGAGUCACUUUGGGUGGUUUGAGCCUUUAGCACGUUACCGUCUUGUGAUGGUUGAGAGGACAUUUGUCCGUGUUGAUGGUCAAACACAACAGGUAUUGUUUGACGAAGAGAAGUACAAGAGUAAGAAGAAGUCCACUCAAAAAAUACUAACAAACAGGUGUGACAAGGAAUUCAACUUGUUUGCUGUCAUUGCGACAAGGUCAUUUGAUCUCACUCCUGGUUGA
Molecule: messenger RNA, 2356 nt
Organism: Anneissia japonica
Lineage: Eukaryota; Metazoa; Echinodermata; Crinoidea; Comatulida; Comatulidae
Exons: 21
Coding region: 197-2356 (719 amino acids)
Biological process (GO): cilium movement
Cellular component (GO): axonemal dynein complex
Molecular function (GO): dynein light chain binding; dynein heavy chain binding
Source: RefSeq, a predicted model, not a curated record